AUUAUUUUUUUUAUUGUUUUGUAGCAAACAUCCCCUGACUUGUUCAUCUGCACAUACACUAUAUAAACAGAUUCAAGUUGCUGCAGACAUGCAGCAUGUGAAAUAAACCUCACACAAAACCUUAAGGUACAGAUAGAUUAAUAUAUUCAAAUGGGGAAUCAAAGAAUGAGUAUUAGGCCUCCUGUCUGUGGCCUGUUGAUCAUAUUCCCCUUGCUUCUCCUGAUAUCUCAUUCCGCGGCUCAGCUGAGCACCAAUUUUUACCAGAAGUCAUGCCCAAAUGUCGAAUCCCUCGUCCAGGCUGCAGUUAAAGCCAAGUUUCAGCAAACCUUUGUCACUGCUCCGGCAACCUUGCGGCUCCUUUUCCAUGAUUGCUUUGUUCGGGGGUGUGAUGCUUCAGUAUUGCUAGCUUCCCCAAAUGGAAACGCGGAAAAGGAUCAUGGGGAUGACAUAUCACUGGCUGGAGAUGGAUUUGACACUGUCGUUAGAGCUAAGGCCGCUGUUGAUAGUGAUCCCAAGUGCCGGAACAAAGUCUCUUGUGCUGAUAUCUUAGCUUUGGCUACCCGGGAAGUUGUGGCCUUGACAGGAGGACCGCGGUAUGCAGUUGAACUGGGCCGGAGAGAUGGGAGGAUAUCAACCAAGAAAAGUGUUCAACACAAACUUCCACAUGCUACAUUUAACUUAGAUCAGCUUAAUUCCAUGUUUUCCUCCCAUGGUCUUAGCCAAACAGAUAUGAUUGCGCUUUCAGGUGCACAUACACUUGGUUUCUCUCAUUGUGGCCAAUUCUCAAAACGAAUAUACAAUUUCAGUCCUGGUAAACGGAUUGACCCAACCCUGAAUUCAGCGUAUGCCUUGCAGUUGAGACAGAUGUGCCCCACAAGAGUUGACCCGAGAGUUGCCAUCAACAUGGACCCAACUACACCUCAAAAAUUUGACAAUGCCUACUACCAAAACCUUGUAGAAGGAAAGGGCUUGUUUACUUCUGAUCAGAUAUUGUAUACAGAUACCAGAUCAAGAAGCACUGUUCAACAAUUUGCAUCAAGCAAUGAUGCUUUCAAUAAAGCCUUCGUAUCUGCUAUUACCAAGCUUGGCAGAAUUGGAGUUCUUACUGGAAAUAAUGGAGAGAUUCGCCGCGAUUGCAACAGGAUUAACUAGGAUUUAUUAGCAUAAUUACAUAUAUUGACCCUGUUAUACAUUGAGAUCAUACGGUGUAUAGAGAGUGACAAAUUGCAUUAUAAGUCCAAUUCAUGCUUAAUAAACUUGAGCAAUGGCCAUUAAUGUAUAGAUAUUAUACAUUGCUCCUCAAAUUUCUUAUAUCAAGGCUGUUCCUCAAAUCAAUAAGAAUAUUUACAU
Molecule: messenger RNA, 1350 nt
Organism: Daucus carota subsp. sativus
Lineage: Eukaryota; Viridiplantae; Streptophyta; Magnoliopsida; Apiales; Apiaceae
Product: peroxidase 16
Exons: 4
Coding region: 151-1152 (333 amino acids)
Biological process (GO): hydrogen peroxide catabolic process; response to oxidative stress
Molecular function (GO): peroxidase activity; heme binding
Source: RefSeq, a predicted model, not a curated record